Molecule: messenger RNA, 488 nt
Organism: Xenopus tropicalis (tropical clawed frog)
Lineage: Eukaryota; Metazoa; Chordata; Amphibia; Anura; Pipidae
Gene: atp5if1
Product: ATP synthase inhibitory factor subunit 1
Cellular component (GO): mitochondrion
Molecular function (GO): ATPase inhibitor activity
Source: RefSeq, marked provisional
CAAGGUCAGGUGUGACAGAAACAUGGCUGGGUCUUCUUCCCUUCUUCGGGCGGGAAUUAGAAACGUUUUGCUUAUGCAGAUGCGUCGCUCAUCGGAUCAGUUAGGAGAACUGGGAAAAGGUGCCGGAAAGGGCGGUGGAGGAGGUGGCUCAGUGAGAGAGGCAGGAGGAGCCUUUGGCAAGCGUCAGGCUGCUGAGGAGGAAAGAUAUUUUAGGCAAAAAGAGCAGGAACAAAUUGCUUCACUAAGGAAGCACCACGAGGAAGAGAUCCGUCAUCACAAAGGAGAGAUUGAGCGCCUGCAAAAGGAGAUUGAACGGCACAAGUCCAAGAUCAAGAAGCUGAAUGAUGAUUAAAUGUAGUCACUUUAACACUACUUUAUAACCCUUCUCUGUAUUGAAGCACCAUCAUUAAUAACACCACUUGGUUGAUGUUUGUGAGAUACAGUUGGAUAUCUGCUGAUAGCUCCCAAUAAAAUAUAAUUAUCUGUUA